GACUUUCUGGAUGUCAACGCACUUUGUGCUGGCUCCAUUGCUGCGAUCACCACCGGUGCAGCGGCCAUUGCGCCCUACGGCGCAGCAGUGCACGCGGCCUGCGCCAACAACCAUUUCUUGAAAACACCCAAGAGUCAAGAACAGCUUUCUGCAUUGUGGAAUUCCCCGGGCUAUGAUCCUGUGUCAGGCCUGAAACACCCUCGACGCUUGACGGAGGAGGAAGAGAUGGCUGCUAAGCAACCCUUGAAGGAAAGCUUGGCUCAGAUCGCAGCGAACCGUGACACUUUGGAGGAGCUGAAGAAGGUGACGGAUGUUCCCAAGCCGGGCAACACAGAGGCAGACAUGGAGACUCUCUUGAGCCUCAUGGGCGGCGAGGACAAGCCGCGUGCCGCCUGGCCAUUUGAAUGCUAG
Messenger RNA from Cladocopium goreaui, 411 nucleotides. NCBI's taxonomy places the organism in Eukaryota, Dinophyceae, Suessiales, Symbiodiniaceae. The record is from the annotation of a GenBank genome assembly.